Aspergillus campestris IBT 28561 is the source of this 1488-nucleotide messenger RNA. Its product is annotated as FMN-dependent alpha-hydroxy acid dehydrogenase. The coding region runs from base 1 to 1488 and encodes 495 amino acids. Gene Ontology annotation, molecular function: oxidoreductase activity; heme binding. The record is from RefSeq and is a predicted model, not a curated record. NCBI's taxonomy places the organism in Eukaryota, Fungi, Ascomycota, Eurotiomycetes, Eurotiales, Aspergillaceae. The transcript has 4 exons.
AUGACGGACAAGAAACCCCUCUCUACCCAACAGGUUGUGGGACAUAAUACACCCGAAGACUGUUGGAUCGUAGUAGACAAUCAUGUGUGGGAUGUGACGGACUUUUUGGAGGAACAUCCGGGUGGCUCUGCGAUCAUUCUGAAAUACGCAGGCCGCGAUGCCACCAAGGCGUACUCCGAGGUCCACACCCCCAGCGUACUCAAGUCCAACCUCCCUUCAGACAAAUACAUGGGAGUCCUCGACGAGUCGACGAUCGACGACGAAUGGACCAAGCAACCACCGAGUGAGAAUCCACAGGUAGUCCUGGAGAACGAGAAACCGCCGCUCCACACCCUGAUCAACUCGCAUGAUUUCGAAUUUGUAGCUUCAAAGACAGCCAGUAAGAAAGCCUGGGCGUUCUACCACAGUGCGGCAACAGAUCUUAUCACCCGGGAUGCCAACAAGUCCUGUUUCGACCGGAUAUGGUUCCGACCCCGAGUGUUGCGGAAUGUCCGCUCCGUUGAGCCAAAGACCACGAUGCUCGGAGUGGACUGCAGCUUCCCCUUAUUCGUGAGCCCGUCUGCGAUGGCCAAGCUUAUCCAUCCCGACGGAGAAUGUGCCAUCGCUAGGGCCUGCGCCAGCAAAGGCAUAAUGCAAGGAGUCUCGAACAACUCCUCCUACACCGUAGACGAGCUCACAAGCGCCGCACCAUCAGCAAGCUUCUUCUUCCAGCUCUACGUCAACCGAGACCGCGAAAAGUCCGCCGCGCUCCUCCGCCAGUGCUCCGCCAACCCCAACAUCAAAGCGAUCUUCGUAACAGUUGACGCCGCCUGGCCCGGCAAGCGCGAGGCCGACGAGCGGGUGAAAGCCGACGAAAGCCUGUCAGUACCAAUGGCGCCGUCCACAGCGUCGAACGACAAGAAAGGCGGCGGCCUGGGCCGCGUCAUGGCCGGAUUCAUCGACCCGGGGCUCACAUGGGAGGACCUAGCUUGGGUUCGGAAACACACGCAUCUCCCUGUGUGUUUGAAAGGCGUCAUGUCGGCGGACGACGCCAUGCUUGCUAUGCAGGCUGGGCUGGACGGCAUCUUGCUCAGUAACCACGGCGGACGCAACCUGGACACCAGUCCGCCUUCCAUCAUCACGCUCUUGGAACUCCACAAACGCUGCCCGGAGGUCUUUGACAGGAUGGAAGUUUACGUAGACAGCGGCAUUCGUCGGGGUACCGACAUAUUGAAAGCUGUGUCUCUCGGCGCGACCGCCGUCGGCAUGGGACGCAGCAUGCUGUUCGCGACGAACUACGGCCAGGAGGGGGUGGAGCAUUUAAUUGACAUCAUGCGCGACGAAUUGGAAACCGCCAUGCGCAACACGGGCAUCACCACACUAGACGAAGCCGGUCCGCACUUGGUCCAUACAGGCGAUGUUGAUCACCUUGUUCCUGACUCGGCGAGACAUCCUUAUGCGUUUAAGACAGCGAAGAGCCGACGCAACCUGGGCUUUUCGAAGCUUUAA